Molecule: messenger RNA, 3480 nt
Organism: Carcharodon carcharias (great white shark)
Lineage: Eukaryota; Metazoa; Chordata; Chondrichthyes; Lamniformes; Lamnidae
Product: G protein-activated inward rectifier potassium channel 4-like
Exons: 4
Coding region: 444-1778 (444 amino acids)
Biological process (GO): potassium ion import across plasma membrane; regulation of monoatomic ion transmembrane transport
Cellular component (GO): plasma membrane
Molecular function (GO): G-protein activated inward rectifier potassium channel activity
Source: RefSeq, a predicted model, not a curated record
AGCAGAACCUGAAGCUGCUGCGACAGACGGAGUGGAGUGAGCGGCUCAGAUGGAGCGGGUACCGAGACGUUAAGCCGGCGCUGCGCUUUACUCGUUUAUUUUACCUCAGUCAAUGAAUGGGAGCUCACUUUUCAAUUGUGAUUGAGAAUGGAUGGGGAGAAACUGCCGUGUGAGGAAGGAUGGUAACCGGAGGAUAGAGAUUUAAGAUCAUUGGUUCAAGAAAAGCGCACACUGAAAGGCUGCACGAGGUUUCCACUGUAAUUUUGACAAGAAAACUGGGUGAAUAUUUGAAAAGGAAGUUUGCAGAAGUGAGAUUAAUCUCUUUCAAAGGGAUAUCACAGGCAUAAUGAGCUGAAGAGCCUCUUUCUAGGCUGUAUAGUCCUAUUAAUACGAAAGUGGUAAUAUUGGAGUGACACCCAUAAUUGAUCUGAAGGAACUGCAGAAUGGCAGGAGAUUCCAGAGUCCUCCCGAACACAGACAUGGACAUCAGAGCAACGACAAGAGAAUCUAAGAAGUUAUCUAAACAAGCACGGAACAACAUCUUAACAACAGACAGGACACGACUACUUGCGGAACCAAAGAAAGUCAAGCAAAGGUAUGUUGACAAGGAUGGGAAGUGUAAUGUCCACCAUGGAAAUGUCCAGGAGACCUACAGAUACUUUAGUGACCUGUUUACCACCUUGGUGGACCUCAAAUGGCGUUUUAACCUUUUAAUCUUCACAUUGGUCUUUACUGUUACUUGGCUGUUCUUUGGAUUAAUCUGGUGGCUUAUAGCCUACAUUAGAGGAGACCUGGACCAUUUAGGAGAUCCAACGUGGACCCCUUGUGUGGAUAAUUUGAAUGGGUUCGUGUCUGCAUUUUUAUUUUCUAUUGAAACUGAAACAACUAUUGGUUAUGGACACAGAGUUAUAACAGAGAAAUGCCCAGAGGGGAUUAUCCUGCUCUUGGUCCAGGCUAUACUGGGAUCCAUUGUUAAUGCUUUAAUGGUUGGCUGUAUGUUUGUGAAGAUCUCCCAGCCAAAGAAUCGAGCCGAGACACUCAUGUUUUCAAACCGCGCGGUCAUAUCUCUCCGGGAUGAGAAGAUGUGUCUCAUGUUCCGGGUUGGGGAUCUUCGUAACUCACAUAUUGUGGAGGCUUCCAUCCGAGCCAAGCUCAUCAAAUCCAGGCAGACCAAAGAAGGAGAAUUCAUACCUCUCAACCAGACUGACAUCAACGUGGGCUUUGACACUGGGGAUGACCGCCUCUUUCUGGUGUCACCGCUGAUAAUUUCACACGAAAUUAAUGAGAAGAGCCCUUUUUGGGAAAUGAACCGAAGUCAAUUGGAGAAGGAGGAUUUUGAGAUCGUUGUGAUCCUCGAAGGCAUGGUGGAAGCAACAGGAAUGACCUGUCAGGCCAGAAGCUCAUACUCAGACUCGGAGGUUCUUUGGGGACAUCGAUUCAACCCAGUGUUGACUCUGGAGAAAGAUUUCUAUGAAGUGGAUUAUAACAGUUUCCAUGAAACCUACGAAACAAACACCCCAGACUGCAGCGCCAAGCAAGUGGCAGAGAUGAAGGCAGCAGGCCGGAUCCUGUCUGAGCUGUCGUACCCACACCUUCCCAGUGAGGAAGUUGAGGCAGAGGAAGAGGAAAAUGCAGGCAAAGAAGGAUAUCUCAGCACAAACAGCCCCGCUGCCAAAAUGAAGGAAUUAAAGCCUUCCUCCACAACUGAAGACUCGGAAUACUGUACAGGGUUUUCAGCCAGGUUUAUACAGGGAUUGGAAGAAGCACAGAAACUCUAGGCUCUAGUGAGCUGUGGGAUUCCCCUAGACACUGGUGUACUGUUACUGGUUGACCAAACUAGUGAUUUAUACACACACACAUAUAUAUUUUUAUAUAUAUAUAUAUAUAUAUAUAUAUAUAUACAUAUAUAUAUAUAUAGACCCAUCAUGUACAGUGUGGAUCAAUCAGAAUUAGGGAAUGGGCUAGCAUCAUUUGUACAUAAAGAAUAAAUGUCACCAUUCACUGUUCCUGCCUAUUUAUUACUGGGCACCUAUUGUGCAUUCAGUAUAUCUUUUCUUUUGGCUGUUAGAUGGUUAGUUCUAGAAGGAAAGUGCAGGGCUGGAGGUAGUGGGAGCUCCUCCUCACUCAGUUUCAUUAGUAAUAUCCCUAACCAUUGAUGUCUGUGUCUGCUCUUUAAACUGAUUCUAUUUCAAGUCUGGUGGUGGUGCACUCUAGUUUUCAUUGAAUGGGAAUAUAUUAGAAACAUUUCUUUCUUGGGGAGGGUGGGUGAGCUGUGAUCAAACAUUUGGGCCACUACCUUUCCCCUGCCUUGGUUCUCCAAUCCCAUCAGCUGUCAAUGUUCUGAAUUGUUUUGGGGUACCGCUGACCUCUGCUCAUGAUAUCAGACACACAACCAGCCCAACCCUAUGUGGAACAGCACCCCUAGAACCUGAACUCGUACAAAAUGCAUACAGCGCAUUUCAAAGUGAGGGAGUCGACAGGGAGCUCAGUGGGCAUUUGAUUCAUCCACUGAAUUACUUGCGUAGCCCUAGGUCCCCUUCACUUUUUGCCCAACUUGUUAACUUGUUUUCGGAGUUCCAAACUCAGAUUGGUCUUUGAUUCUUCUGUACAGCAAAUGGUGGCUGGGUUUGACUUUUGGAAACUGGGACACUGUAACUCCAGCAGGAAAGGAAUCACUACAGCAAGAUUCCUGGGCUGAUUUUCUGGAAUACCCAGAAUAAUUGCGCCAACAAAGUAGAUUUUGAAGUCAGAGGUUGGACCUGUUAUCCCUUUGCUACAAUCUCAGGGGUUGGUGGUUGAGUGACUCAGCCAGACUGACACCACAAUCCUGGAUAUUCAGACAGUGAAGGUGGUGAGUUACAGGCUGGCAUCUUCUUGUGAUUACUGCCUGUUGUGAAAUGCCAGGUGAAAGGCAGAUGGUACUCAUGCACCCCAGCAAUUAAUUUCUACUUCCUUCUCGUAUCCUGUGGCCUUGACCUUAUUGCUUGCAUUCAGCACUUCAAUCCUGUGAUAUUUUCUGCACUGUUCCUGUUGCUCCUGUUUCUCAGCCAGAGGAAAUGAGAAUAUAGUUGAGAGGUGUCACUUCCAGCAGUCAUUUCUCUGUCAAAGACCACAGUUAGGACAAAUCUUUCUCUGUUCCAAUCUCUCUUUCUACCUGUCCCUUUCUCUCCAUCACUUUCUUUCUUUUGCUCUGUUUCUUUUCUCAGACUUUCACCUGCAGGGAAAUUGAAAAUACUGGUCAAUGGUCCUCAGCCCUUGCGCCACCUCUAACACUCCACCACAUUCUCUGCCUGUCCCUGCUCCAUACUCCGCAAACACUUUCCUUCCAAUUUCUAAUUUAAUCUGUCACUUUAACUUAGUUGCUCGUAUUGUCAACUCCCAGGCAGGGCUCACCUCUGGCCUUUAACUAUGAGGAGAGGUUGGAGAAACUCGGAUUGUUCUCACUAGAGCGACGGAGAUUGAGGGGCGACUUGAUAGAAG